UCCUAACAACGCCAAGGACACAAUUGCAGACAACGUCGAGAGCUGCAUAUGAGCUGAAGUCUGGACGAUAAUCUUCUUUCCCCAUUCCACUUCCUGUAGUCUCCCCUUUGUUUUCCCGCCAUGGCGCUGCAAGCAGGGGUUUCGGUCGGCGUGCAGGCCUUCGGUAGAGCGGUGUCGCCGUCACCGGCUGCCCUGCAAAACGUGAAGCUAAUAGCCCAGGCCAUGACGGACACUACCCAGAUAUUCCGGCAGAAUCAGGACAAGGUGCAUCAGUGCUGGGACAAGUUGACCAAGUCCGAGCAGCUGGCGGCGGAUAUGGUGGACAAGAUAAUGAUAACAACGAGGCGCGUAGAGCAGCUGAAUGACAAGCUUCAAGGUCACAAAGCAGCCGUGGCGAAGAAGAGGCAGCUAUGUGAUGAGCUGCGUGAAAUCACUGAGUUCAGCAGCUGUCGUCUUGCGAACUACGCCAAAAAGUCGGAAUGGAAUGCCUACCACACAGUCGAGAUGGACAGGAGGGUUGCCGGAAACACUGAGCAGAUUGAAGAGUUAAAGCAAACGAGAGGAACUUUGCAUUCUCGUCUGAGGGACAUCCUUGUGGAACUCAAGAGCGUCAAAAAUCAGCUGGAGGACGCUGAUGAAAGCUGCCUCUAUAUCGAGAAAGUCAGGGGCAGAUUCGAGGAAGAACAGGAAGAAGAGAUUCUGAGUCUGAAGGCGGCCAUCAAAGAGGCGUAUGUCACCAGGAACACAAUGAUGUCCUUCAAGCCAGACGCAAUGUCGAGUGCCGUCCAGCAACUUCUGCCUAGUGAUGAGGAGUAUGAACAACUGAUAGCAGAGACGGAGGAUCUCACCAGCAAGAGCUCCACGCUGAAGAGUCGGCUUCAAGAACAGUCAAAGGAGAUGCUUUUGUAUCACUCGAAGAAUUAUGAGCUGUCUAUGAAGAUCAAAGAACUCGCCGCAGCUCUCAAGGAAGAGCGACAGAAAUCUGGUUGGUCCACAGACGUAAAUGCACAUGCGCAAACAUUGCAGAAGCCUCCAAUCACGUGGUUCGAAGCUCCAAUCACCAGCAUCGAGGCAGUGAAGGACUACCUCAUCCGGGAACACGGUCGGGGGAAUGAAACGAGAGUUGUAGAGUAUCUUGAUAUGAAGGCAAGGCGAGCCACAAGAUGGCACUCACAGAUGUUUGAGAAGGAUUUUACAGAUUAUGACAAAACAUUAGAGAUCUUGGCAGAGAAAGGCUGGAACACCGCCGGUAAAGAAGAUCUACAGGCCAAGGAUGGCGGAGGUACCGAGGAGAAUGCCCAGAAUGUACCCACAGUUGCCCCGGCCACCGACAACCAAGCGGCUCAGCCUCUCACAGAGUCCGAGCUCCAGCUCUGCGCAGCGCUUGUGCACGAUGGUCGAGCGACUCAGGCCCGUGUAGAUAACAUUGAUAACCGGGCACCUGUCAAUACCAACACUCCUCGCACGAGAUUCAUGCGCAGACUGCAGAGGCUGUUUAGACGAUAGGGAGUAUUGUAGUAGGUAGAACUGUUGUCAGUGAGUAUGAGUGUGGAGGCAUGGUGUUGGCUCUGGACAUUGUAGCUGGGCAUUCAUCUUGGAAAGUAUUUGUGAAUUGUACGUUGUCAAAGUCGCAUUCAUUAAAAGAAUUGUGUUCACUUUU
Molecule: messenger RNA, 1660 nt
Organism: Haliotis rufescens (red abalone)
Lineage: Eukaryota; Metazoa; Mollusca; Gastropoda; Lepetellida; Haliotidae
Exons: 6
Coding region: 121-1506 (461 amino acids)
Source: RefSeq, a predicted model, not a curated record